Messenger RNA from Ochotona princeps (American pika), 930 nucleotides. Its product is annotated as putative olfactory receptor 5AK3. The transcript has a single exon. NCBI's taxonomy places the organism in Eukaryota, Metazoa, Chordata, Mammalia, Lagomorpha, Ochotonidae. Gene Ontology annotation, cellular component: membrane. Gene Ontology annotation, molecular function: odorant binding; G protein-coupled receptor activity; olfactory receptor activity. Gene Ontology annotation, biological process: sensory perception of smell; G protein-coupled receptor signaling pathway. The coding region runs from base 1 to 930 and encodes 309 amino acids. The record is from RefSeq and is a predicted model, not a curated record.
AUGGAUAAAAAUAAUGGCACUGAAAUAGCUGAAUUCAUUCUUCUGGGAUUUGCCGGCCAAUACAAGUCUUGGCUUAUCCUCUUUAUGGUAUUUCUAGUGAUCUAUGUGACCUCCCUGGUGGGUAAUAUUGGAAUGAUCCUACUCAUCAAGGUGGACCCUUGUCUUCACACCCCUAUGUACUUUUUCCUCCAACAUUUGGCAUUUGUUGAUCUCUGUUAUACCUCUGCUAUCACUCCCAAGAUGUUGAAAAACUUUGCAGGGACAAGUCACUCCAUAACAUUCAUAGGAUGUAUGGUGCAGCUGCUCGUCUACGGGAGUUUCGCCACAAGUGACUGCUACAUCCUGGCUGCUAUGGCAGUGGACCGUUAUGUGGCCAUCUGUAACCCACUCCGCUACCCGGUUGUCAUGUCCCAGAAGCUCUGCAUUCAGCUACUGGUUGGCUGCUAUUUUAUGGGUUUCCUGAAUGGUUCUGUAAACACAGGCUUUACUUUCUCUUUGAAGUUCUGCAGAUCCAAUGCAAUUAACCACUUUUUCUGUGAUGAACCUCCACUCCUUGCCCUGUCUUGCUCCAACACUGACUUCAAUGUCAUGCUCCUGACAGUCUUUGUAGGGUUCAACUUGGUGUGCACUGUGUUGGUGGUCAUCUUUUCCUACGUUUAUAUCCUGAUUGCCAUCCUUAGGAUGUCUUCUGCGGAGGGGAGGAAAAAGGCCUUCUCCACAUGUGCCUCCCACCUGACAGCUGUCACCAUUUUUUAUGGGACUCUGUCUUACAUGUACCUACACCACCGCACCAGUGAUUCACAGGAGCAAGAAAAAGUGGCAUCUGUGUUUUACGGCAUUAUGAUCCCCAUGUUAAAUCCUUUGAUCUACAGCCUGAGAAACCAAGAUGUGAUAGAAGCCUUUAAAAAAGUAGGAAAGAAAUGCUUCUAA